This is a messenger RNA of Camelina sativa (false flax), 783 nucleotides long. Its product is annotated as desiccation-related protein At2g46140. Lineage: Eukaryota; Viridiplantae; Streptophyta; Magnoliopsida; Brassicales; Brassicaceae. Gene Ontology annotation, cellular component: cytosol. The record is from RefSeq and is a predicted model, not a curated record. Gene Ontology annotation, biological process: response to desiccation.
AACAAAUAUAUAUAAAACCGACAAAGCCAAUUGAGACAUUUCAAAGAGAGAUAAGAAGAGAUCUGAUCAUUUUGAAAGUACGAUUGACAAAAACCAAACAAACACAAAAAAAAUGGCAUCAGCGGAUGAGAAGGUGGUGGAAGAGAAGGCGUCGGUGAUUUCAGGCUUGUUAGAUAAAGCGAAAGGUUUCUUUGCGGAGAAGCUAGCGAAUAUUCCGACGCCUGAAGCCGCCGUGGACGACGUUGAUUUCAAAGGCGUGACACGUGAAGGAGUUGAUUAUCACGCCAAGGUCUCCGUCAAGAAUCCUUACUCUCAAUCCAUCCCUAUUUGUCAGAUCUCUUACAUCCUCAAGAGUGCCACAAGGACGAUCGCGUCGGGGACAAUUCCGGACCCAGGUUCUUUGGUUGGGAGCGGCACGACGGUUCUGGACGUACCAGUUAAGGUGGCUUAUAGCAUAGCGGUUAGUCUGAUGAAGGACAUGUGUACGGACUGGGACAUUGACUAUCAACUCGACAUUGGACUAACCUUCGACAUUCCUGUUGUUGGUGACAUCACCAUUGCUAUCUCUACUCAGGGUGAGAUUAAGCUACCUUCCCUUCGCGACUUCUUCUAAUUCAACUAUAGUUUUGCAUCUUAAUUACAAUAAAAUUUUCAAUAAAGUACCAUUCGGUAAUCAUAGACGAUCGAAGUUUAUAUUUCUGGACUCUCUUUUCUGUUGUUGUUGAUUUUGUUAUUGGAUUGUUAAGGAUGUUUAUUGGUUUAUAAAUGUUUUUCGUGGUGUCA